AUGGAGGAGGUAGUGGGGCCGUCUCAGGAAUCCGGAGAAGUCCUGUCGCCGCCCAGCAAUCUCCUUCUCGAAGAUUUAGGCAGCCUUGUUAGCCUCCUGGGACACAAGGAGGACGAUAUCGACGCCUUCGACAAAGGGCCGUCGACACCAGAUGACGUAUUGACGAGUAUGCAAAGUAUAGUGGAGCGAUACACGGCGGCCAUGAAGCAGCACAGCAUGACCCGUGUGAUAGGAUGCACGGAGCUAGAGGUGGAGGUUCGCAACCUGCUCUCAGCGAAAUCGCAAGCAAAUAAGGAAGACUUGAUUCUUUCCCUUGUGCAGUUAAUGGAGGAGAUCCGCAUUCUCUUAGAGUAUCAGCCCCAUAACUCUCACGCACAUCCGCCGGGUCCUCAGAUUUCACUCGCAGUACCACUACAGCAACAACAGGAACAACAGGAAGAAGCACAAGAUGAAAGUGUGUGUGAUAUUCCAGUGACACCCAGCAUGCGUAGUGUGGUGCGGCCGCCUGUUUUUGAAACCGACAAGUUGUCUCAAGGCGUUGAUGCAAAUGGCCGAAAGCUCAUCAACCGUUACACCAUUUUGGGAGACCUAGGGUUUGGUGGACAUGGUAAAGUGAAACUAGGGGAGAACUGUGAGACUGGCGCCAAAGUAGCAAUAAAGGUUAUCAAGAAGAAGCAAUUUCGCUCAAAUGGUCGCACUCAUGAAUCGAACUUGUGGCGCGAGAUACGCAUUUUGAAAAAUGUUCGUCAUCGUAAUUGUGUGGCUCUCCUGGAGGUCAUUGAUGAUCCCAAGUCGGGUUUCCUCUAUCUCGUCAUGGAGUACAUACCGAAUGGCCCCGUCGUGAAAAUUGAGGAACACCCUGUCGGAAGCUUGGAGCGAUUCACGAACGCAUACUUGCUGGAGCAUGUUCAACGGAAUAACAAAGUUGUGUGCUGUGAACCACUCCCGGAAAGUCGUUGUGCGGACUACUUCUGGAAGCUCGUGAGUGGACUACGGUACCUGCACAAACACAAGGUGGUGCACCACGACAUCAAGCCCGACAACAUUCUCUGUGGCUACGGCAACCAGGUGUACAUCUCUGACUUCAGUGUUAGCGAAAUGUUGGUCCGGAACGGCUCCAAAAAGAUCGGCGUCCCGACGCGCUACGGUGCCGGCACGCCGAUGUUCGCCGCGCCCGAACACUUUCAGCAAUUGGACGGCGAUAAGCCGAACCCAUUUCUCUCCGACGUGUGGGCGCUCGGCGUCACACUCUACUUCAUGCUCGUCGGCGUAGCACCGUUCAACGGUCAGACAUACUUCGAGAUGAUGAAGGAGGUGAUGCACGAGCCGUUCCCGUGGAAUGGGCGGAACGCCUACGGCAAGCAGCUCAAUCCGCGCUGGAAGAAAAUUCUUGACGGCAUGCUGGAGAAGGACCCGCACAGGCGUUGGAGCCUGGAAGCGCUCAAGAAAUUCCUUAAAGAAGACAAGAGGCGGGAGAGCGAGUCGCUGGCAGAGAGGGAGCAGCAGUGGAAACACAACGCCGGGGGAAAAGAGUUGCCCGCGUGCAGCACUCCGGCGACCGAGUCGUGUAGUGGGAUGAAGCAAGGGAAGCAGCACCAGCAACAGCAGCAAUUGUCGAAGAGUGUGCUGAGCAACGAGGUCGUAACCCUGCCGAGCCCCUCUAAAACCAACAACACUGGCUUGAUGCCCUUUUCCCAUCGUUUCCUCCACUUCGGCCUGCAUGGCGCUAACGGGAUGAAGAAGAGGGCAUAG
Trypanosoma grayi is the source of this 1752-nucleotide messenger RNA. RefSeq names its product protein kinase. The transcript has a single exon. Bases 1 to 1752 code for a protein of 583 amino acids. NCBI's taxonomy places the organism in Eukaryota, Euglenozoa, Kinetoplastea, Trypanosomatida, Trypanosomatidae. Gene Ontology annotation, cellular component: cytoplasm. Gene Ontology annotation, molecular function: protein serine/threonine kinase activity; ATP binding. The record is from RefSeq and is a predicted model, not a curated record. Gene Ontology annotation, biological process: protein phosphorylation; intracellular signal transduction.